CGCGUCAUCUCGGUGCGUCCGACGACGACGACGACGAUGACGACGCCGACGACGACGACGACCGCGGCGUCGGACGAGCGCGCGGCGUUCCUGACGCCCGGCCCUCGACCGACGACGCCGAGCGACGUGGGCGCGAUUCGCGUGCCGACGGGAUACGCGACGCGCGCGAGCGCGGACGCGGACGACGACGACGACGACGCGGGACUUGUGAUCGAGAUCGGAGAUCCGCACCGCGUGGGCGACGGCCUGAGCAAGCACAUCGAGUACAAGGUGACGUACUGGACGGACAGCGCGACGUACGGUGGGAAAGAUUCGAGCGGGUGUUCGACGCGGCGAUUUUCAGAUUUCGAGUGGUUGAGCAAACAACUCGGGGCGAAUUGCGACGGAGUCAUCAUCCCGCUGUUGCCGUCGAAGACGAUCUUACACAUGGACGACCCGUCGUCGCGCGGGAUCGAGCGAAGACGAAAAGGAUUAGCCGCGUUCAUGGCGAGGUGCGCGGCGCACCCGCUGGUGAGAAAAUCCGCCGACUUGCACGCGUUCUUAACGCAAGACUCAAAGUCUUGGACGCAGCGCGUGCCGUGGUACGAACGCGGCGUCUUGAGCGAAGGCGUCUCAUCGGUGACUUCGUGGUUGUCAACGCUGAACACGUCGGACAUGAAGUCCCUGACUUCGUCGAUGUCCGUCGACGUCAUGCGCGAAAAGCAACAACACGUCGACGUCGUCGAAUACGUGACCAAACUGAAACUGCGUUUGGAAAAGCUCAUAGCGGCGACGAGCGCGUUGCAAAAGCAUGGCGCACACACGGUGAGCGCGUACGAGGAGUUCAACGCGUGCUUGGAGCUUUUGGCGGGACAAGAGGAGAAGGCUCGUUCCGUUUUCGCCCAGUCGGGGGCCAAGGGCGUGUGGUGGCAAAGACUCAGCGAUUUAUUCACUGCGCUCAUUCCUCCGCAGAGACAGGCGUCGGAAUUGAUGUCGUCGGAGUUCUUAGAUUCCCUCAACGAAGUUCACGCGUUGUGCACCGCCGUAGUGGCGGCAUUCGACGCGAGAAAGCGUGUCGUCGAUCACUACAACAAGAGCCUGGGCCGAAGAGAGAAGAAAAACAAAAGAUAGAACUCGCGGUGAGUGACUUGCGAAUCGAACGAACGCAGACGCACGAGAGAUACGAGCGUUGCUGCGCGAACAUGGAACACGAGUUGCUUUGGUUCCACACCGAGUUGGCGUUGGUUCUCGGGCAAGCCCUGAAGAAACACGUCGCCGCGCAAGGGGCGGCGGCUGGCAAUCUAUCGAGAGUUCAGGAUUCGCACUUUAUGGACAUUAAGGCGAUGAUGGCGAACAAGCCGCAGGCAUUCGUAGGGUGAUGAAGCGAAA
This is a messenger RNA of Ostreococcus lucimarinus CCE9901, 1368 nucleotides long. RefSeq lists its product with no specific name. The transcript has 2 exons. Gene Ontology annotation, molecular function: phosphatidylinositol binding. The record is from RefSeq and is a predicted model, not a curated record. Gene Ontology annotation, cellular component: endosome. Bases 37 to 1110 code for a protein of 357 amino acids. Lineage: Eukaryota; Viridiplantae; Chlorophyta; Mamiellophyceae; Mamiellales; Bathycoccaceae.